CACAGUGUUUUUUUUGCGCAGAAAUAGUGGGGAGUAUCUGUGAGCUCGGUAGACUCCAGUGGUUAACAGGAGAGAAGCAGCUUGGAUCUUGGACGCCUCUUUUAGAGAAUUUCAGCAUCGGGACGGAGCUGAGCGACAAUUUCCCCCCAAAAAAGCGUCAGUCAAUUGCAAGGUUCGGGUUGCUUCCUGCGGUCUACCCCGGCUUGUAGCUAAGAAAAGGCUUGUCAAUCAACUGGAACUGCGCCGGCAGCACCUGAUCUGUGCAUUCGCGAAUCCAGGAGACGGACUAAAACCGCCCGGCUUCCUCAAGAUGAGACUCAAACCAGGGAUCUGAAUUGCUUAUUCUUUUUUCCUGUGCGUGGCUUUUUUUUUGGUAGGGGGGAGAGAGGAUGGAUUUUGCAGGAUUGAUCAAUGCAAGCACUUAUUGAUUCAAGGACUCCUGAGUGUAUGUGCGAGGGAGAGAGAGAGGGAUCCGCGCUCCGGGGGAAACACUCGCCCAAGAUGAACUGAUUUGAGGAGAAUCCAGCCAUAAUACGGAGGGGGAACCGGAUCCGAGGAAUGUCCUUCGCACACACGCCGCCGUCGCCGCCUUCACACCGGGGGGACGCAGCCAGCCCACAGAAUCGUCCAGUGAACCCCGGGAAUUGACCCAGCUUGGCGGACGGACGUGCAUAUUUCAACCCGCAACACCUCCGCACUUGAAAUUCCUGGGAAACCGCAGCGAAAGGAACCAAAACAUGAACAUUCAGAUCACUUUGGUGGCUCUUACUUAUUUCUCUGUCAGUGAAAGUUUGAAGACUGUGUCUAAAAGAAAUCUGGUUGACGUUUGCAUCGAUUGGUCUGUGGAUCUCAAAAAAUACAUGGUGUUGGCAGGUGAGCCUGUACGUGUGAAAUGUGCACUGUUCUAUGGAUACAUCAGGACUAACUACAGCAUGGCACAGAAUUCUGGACUCAGCCUCAUGUGGUACAAAAAUAACGGGCAAGGAGAUUCGGAAGAACCUAUUAUAUUUUCUGGGCGUAGAAUGAGCAAAGAGGAAGAUUCAAUUUGGUUCCAUUCGGUGGAAUUACAGGACAAUGGAUUUUACACAUGUGUAUUAAGAAACUCGACGUACUGUAUGAAGGUGACGAUGUCCUUGAUGGUGGCAGAAAACGACUCAGGACUUUGCUACAACAGUAUGAUCAGAAAUUUGGAGAAAGCUGAAAUUACUAAAAGCAAAGAGAUCUUCUGCCCAGACAUUGAAGACUUCAUCACAACUGAUCAAGAUAUUGAUAUUGUCUGGUACAAGGAAUGCUUGCCAAAACUAUGGAGGAGUAAUAUCUCACAAAAGCGGAAUAUUCUUGUCAUUGAAGAGGUUGAAGAGGAGGAUUUUGGAAAUUACACCUGUGAACUCAAAUACAAGGACAAGUUGGUGAGAAGAACGAUUGAAUUAAUCGUUACAGCUGUUCUCACCGACAAACUACCCGAGCUGCUGGACCCCCUUGAAAACCAACAAAGUGUCGUCGAGGUCCAGUUGGGCCAUCCAGCCGCCCUCGUCUGCCGGGCAUUCUUUGGGUACAGCUCAGUUAAUCCCAUCAUUUACUGGAUGAAAGGUGAUAAAUACAUGGAGGAACUGGAGGACAAUCAGAUUAAGGAGAGUGAAAUCAGGGUUCUAAGUGAGCAUCUUGGAGAGAAGGAAGUGGAAUUAUCGCUGCUAUUUGAUUGGGUGAAGGAGGCUGACUUGGGGAACUACACCUGCAUUGUGGAAAAUCGGAUUGGACGCACUCAAGCCAGCAUCCUGCUCCAGAGGAAAGAUCUAAUGUACAGAGUGGAGCUCGCAGGUGGUUUGGGAGCAAUCCUUCUCCUUAUCACCUUCCUUGUAAUCAUUUACAAAUGCUACAAUAUCGAAAUGAUGCUCUUUUACCGGAGCCAUUUUGGAAGUGACGAAACAGAAGAUGAUAAUAAGGAAUAUGAUGCAUAUCUGUCAUAUACCAAAAUCGACCCGGAUUCACUCACCCAGGACAACAGGAAGGAAGAACAGUUCGCAUUGGAAAUUCUACCAGAUGUACUGGAGAAACAUUAUGGGUACAAAUUAUUUAUUCCUGACAGGGAUUUAAUGCCAAGUGGAACUUACAUUGAAGACUUGGCAAGGGGCGUCGAUCAGAGUCGAAGGCUAAUUAUUGUGCUGACUCCAGACUAUGUCAUCAGACGUGGAUGGAGCAUAUUCCAGCUGGAAAACAGACUGCACAACAUGCUUGUGACUGGAGAAAUCAAAGUUAUUUUGAUUGAAUGCCCUAAUGUGAAAGGGAUAAUGAACUAUCAUGAAAUCGAAGCCUUAAAAGACAAUAUAAAACUUUUAUCUGUUAUCAAGUGGUGUGGACCUGAUUGCAACAAACUGAAUUCCAAGUUUUGGAAGAAAGUCCGGUACGAGAUGCCUAUCAGGAAGAAGGAGCCAGUUGCACGUGGCCAGGUUCUGGAUUCUGGUGAACAGGGUAUUUUUGGAGAACUGCAAGCUGUCUCAACUGUUUCCAUGGCAGCAAACUCCGCCACGCUUGGACCUCCCCCGGUAGAGCUGCCACCAAACUUUCACAAAGCAGAUCAUAUGCAAAUGAGGCAUUACUGUCGAACUUACGAGUACGACUUCCCGCCCGCAACAGUGCCCAUUACCUCGAUUAGCAAUCAACACACCUACGGCAAUAUUCCAAUGACCCUCAUUAAUGGACAGGUUCCGCAGAUCAUUAUCACCAGAGAUCCUUCCCUUCGGGACACCCCCAUGAGCAACGAAUGCCUGCCAAUGUCCUCACGAGAGAUCGGUAUCACCAGCGAUAUCUGGUAAGGGUUGGGCAGAAGGACCCAGUUCCCUUGUCUCUCCACAUUUCAAGGCUCACAGGAAAAGAAACCUAACAUUAAACUCAUGAGCUGUGAACACUUCAUCAGCCAUGCAAUAUCCUAGAAUAAUGUUAUCUUUUAGACAUUGUAUGUGUGAGCUUGUAUAUUUUAGUUUGAAUUCUAAGAAGACUUGUCAGCCUGUGCUAUAGAUUGGCUUUAACCCUUUCCUGAACGAAGUUGCUAAAUCUGAAACAGCUGAUGAUAGCAGAUGUUGUUUUGAGUGGGUCACUAUGUCUUCACGGUCGGUAGGAAGCAAUUAUUGGAACUCUUGUCCCCCUCCCUCCCUAAAAAGAUGGGGUAUUGAUUGAAACUUUUGAUACUCUAAUGAACUUAUUUUGUUAGUCUAGGUCACUUAAGAGUUACAGAAGGAACCAAAGGAUGUUGAGGGAGCCAACCCAUGAUUUAAUCAAAUGUGGGAAAAUGUUCUAGGGCCCAAAUGGCUUCUUUCUAUGUACGCUCCUUUUGUAUGUUCUUCGCCUCAUCGCUUACAUAUACUUGACAUCCAUUGUUAGAAGUGAGGACAUUAGAAAUUCAUAAUUUUGCUUCCAUUUGUACUCCACAACUAUGUACUUCACACAAUGUAAAUUCUGCGAGUGAAAGGUUUAACGUAUGAGGAGUCUUUCAUGGCUCUGGACCUGUACUCACUGGAUUUUAGAAGAAUUGGCAGGGGGGGAAUCUCAUUGAAACCUAUCAAAUAUUGAAAGGCCUAGAUACAGUGGACAUGAAGAGGAUGUUUCCUAUAGUGGGAGACAAUAGGACCAGAAGACAAUGCCUCAGAAGACAAGGACAUCUCUUUGGAACAGAGAUUUCUUUAGCUAGAAGGUCGUGAAUCUGUGGAAUUCGUUACUACAGAUGGCUGUGGAGGCCAAGUCAUUGGGUAUAUUUAAAGCAGAGCUCGAUAGUUUCUUGAUAAGUCAGGGCAUCAGGAGAAGGCAGGAGAAUGAGGUUAAGAGGGAAAUAAAUCAGCCAUGAUGAUAUGGCAGAGCAGAAUCAAUGGGCCGAGUGGCCUACUUCUACUCUUAUGUCUUAAAGACAUUGACUCCAGCAAGAUACAACAAUAUCACAGGAAGCAAUGGGGAGCCUGAAGCAGCCAUGAAUACUAACCAGAUUUAAAAAAAACACACACAGCUAAAUCUUGCAAGAUGAAAGCAGACAGAAUGAUUAAAUACAGUACACAGGACACAGCUGUGCAUGGUACUGUCAGAAUUUUACUGAGGAGGGCUCCGGUACUUUGCACAAUGACCUGAAAUGUUCUAUCACUGUUUAUGUUCCUUUUUCCCCUCGGGAUUAAUUUCUUUCACUGCAAUGAGUUUCAAACAUACAUCAGUCUCAACAUUAAUACAGUCUGCUCUCUUACUCAACACUGCUGCAGCCCAGUAUUUAUUGAUCGAUUAUUAUCAAUUAAGAGUGAAAUGGAUUUUCUUUAAUACUAUUUACAACAUGCAUAAUAUUGUUUCACCCUCAGUCCUCUUUUCUGCCCACAUCUCCACUCGUUUCUUAGAAGUAGGAUGUGAGAUAUUGCACAGGAAAUUCAACAAGUCAGCAGAAUAGGAUGAUGGUGUCUCAGCCAUACCAUCAAAGAAAGCUGUGUGCUCAGUUCCCAAUGGACGCACAUAUAAAGAACUACAUCGACAGUAUUUUCACCAGAUCCACCCAUUUUUACACAAAGCAUAUUGAAUAAAUAAUGCCUCCUCUGCUACUGACAA
Molecule: messenger RNA, 4572 nt
Organism: Mobula hypostoma (lesser devil ray)
Lineage: Eukaryota; Metazoa; Chordata; Chondrichthyes; Myliobatiformes; Myliobatidae
Gene: il1rapl2
Product: interleukin 1 receptor accessory protein-like 2
Exons: 11
Coding region: 738-2813 (691 amino acids)
Biological process (GO): signal transduction
Source: RefSeq, a predicted model, not a curated record